Molecule: messenger RNA, 1716 nt
Organism: Condylostylus longicornis
Lineage: Eukaryota; Metazoa; Arthropoda; Insecta; Diptera; Dolichopodidae
Product: tRNA (guanine(37)-N1)-methyltransferase
Exons: 1
Coding region: 31-1434 (467 amino acids)
Biological process (GO): tRNA N1-guanine methylation; mitochondrial tRNA methylation
Cellular component (GO): mitochondrial matrix; cytoplasm
Source: RefSeq, a predicted model, not a curated record
UCUGGGAAAUUAUUGUUGAUACAUUAUUAAAUGUUUUGGUUAAAUUCAUUUCUUAAUUUGAAAUGUUUAUAUAAUAAAUUAGUUUUGAGUUUUAUUGGUAAAAGUCGCCAUUGUUGGAAAAAUAUGGAUUGUAUCGAUUUGCAUCCGCCUAGUUCUGUAAAUGGAAUGACAUUAUUAGACAAAAGUUUGUUCAGAAAGGUAAUUAAAAUACCGCAAUUGAAAAUUCCACGAGAAAAAUCAAACGAAAUUUUACCACUACUUAAAAAUUAUUUGCUAAAAAUGGAAAGGAUUAAACCUGUUUUCCCCAACAAAGAUAAUACUGAAGAAAAAAUUGUUUUAUUACACCCAAAAGCAUAUAAUUGGGAAAUUCUUCCAAAAAAAGAAUUAAACGACAAAAAUAUUACAGAAAAAUGUUUUCAGUACGGAGAAUUAGAAUUGAAUUACGAAAAUUGGAAAGCCGAUGAAAUUCUUAAAGCUGUUUUGCCGAAAGAUUCUGAAUCUUUAACUUCUUAUUCAAAAAUCGGCCAUAUAUUGCACGUAAAUUUACGAAACCACUUGUUACCAUAUAAAACUUUAAUUGGCGAAGUGCUAAGGGAUAAAAUCCCAGGUUGCAGAACAGUUGUAAAUAAGUCGCAUUCAAUAGACAACACUUUUAGAAAUUUUUCGUUAGAAUUGUUGUGUGGUGAGGAAAAUUAUAUCACUGAAACUAAGGAAAACGGAGUUAAAUACCAAUUUGAUUUUUCAAAAGUAUAUUGGAACCCUAGACUGUCUACUGAACAUGAAAAAGUAGUGAAAAACCUAAAGUUCGGUGACAUUUUUUAUGAUGUUUUCGCAGGUGUUGGACCUUUUAGUAUUCCAGCCGCGAAAAGAAAGUGUUCAGUAAUAGCAAAUGAUUUAAAUCCAGAAAGUUAUACUUGGCUGAAAGUUAAUGUAAAAAUGAAUAAAUGCGAGAGUAAUAUGGAAAUCUUUAACAUGGAUGGAAGAGAUUUCAUUGAAAAAAUUGUUAAAACAGAUUUGGCAAAAAAACUGGAAGAAAGCAAUCAUGCAAAAUCCCGGAAAAUUUUUAUCACAAUGAAUUUGCCUGGAAAAGCUGUUGAAUUUUUAGAUGCCUUCAAAGGUCUAUUAAACGAUAAACCAGAAUUGGAAUCAAAGCAGUGGUGUUUACCAUUAGUUCAUGUUUACUGCUUUAUUAAGGGAGAAGCAAAUAAAGAUUUAGUUUUAAAUUUUGUUGAAGACAAUGCUGGUUACAAAAUACGAGACAACUUGGCGGAAAUUCACUUUGUUAGAAACGUAGCUCCCAGCAAGGAUAUGUACAGAGUAUCGUUUUAUUUGCCGAAGAAUAUAUUAUUUGAGGACGUUUUAAUACGUAAAAGAAGGAAUUUAAAACCUGAACAUCAACCGGACCAAAACAAGAAAAUCUGCACAAAUCAUUAAGGAAACAUUACUAAUAUUUCAAGUUAAUUUUUUUUUUAAUUUUUUUGUGGUUGUGCGUACUUAUGUACUCUAAAAAAUAGAUAUUCAACUGUAAAAAAUUUAAAUGUUAAACAAAUAUUUCAUUUUCACAAUAGUACGCAUAUGUUGUUUCAAUAUAUUUUGCAAAUAAAAUUGUUUUUCAAAGGUUAAAUAAUAUGAACUUUUUAAUUUUAAACCUAUAAAAAUAUAUCUAUUUAAGUAGAAUACCCAUAGUAGUAAAUAUCUCAUAUCCAUAUAAUCUUA